UUUGCUAUUCCUCAUAAAAAAAAUAUUUUGUUACAUAACUCACUGACCUUAUUAAAAAAAAACGAAAAAAUGCCGCCUUUGCUCAUUGACAUCCCCCAGAUGAUUGACUUGGCUCUAGGUACACCAGAAAUCGGUGUGGUCAACUUCACCGUGCUCCACAGUCUCUUACAUGCCAUGACAGAGAUCCUUAACUUGGACAAAUAUCGUGUGGAAUUCAGAGGAAAUCAAGGGGUGAAAAUUGAGAAGCUCAUUCACCAUAUUCCUCUUCUACCGAUCGUUACAGUGCAGGAGUUCAAUGUGGAGAGCAGUACAAGCGAGGACCAGAAAGUUGUAAGAAGGACACCAGUGGCAAAGAAAAAGACUGAUAAGUACGAAAGAAUCCUCGUGAUUAGAAAAACCGACGAAAUUGACGAUGAGGGUGGUUCAAUAUCAAGUCGGGUCAGACGAUCUGUCCAGCAACCAGUGCAAAUUGUUUCCCAGGACGACUUCAGAAAAUUGGACCCUCGCAGGGGUACCAGUAUUCAUGAUCCUAUUGGACGUUACCUUCCUAAUAAUCAAGAAGUCUUCGACUCAGCAAGAGGAGAAAGCGAGGAUAGUCGAAAUCCUGUCGGAGAGAUGUGGCACACAUUGAACGUUAUUAAAAGAGUAGACGCAACCGAGAUUGCCAUCGAAAAGCUAACGUCCAUGAUGCGUGAUGUGUCUGACGAAUACCGAAAACUGAAAAACGCAAUGGACAGGGUUUCGGCUAUGUCCGAUAUAUCCCACUUGGCGGAUAAAAUUGACAUUCUUGAGAAAAUGAUUCACGACCAUUUUAGUAAGCAAUCAUCGGAUAGAAGAGGAGGGAAAUCUACAGAAAGGACUGCGGGUGGGGGUGGAAGUCCUCCGUCAACAGGUGGUCCUGUAUCAAAACACCAAACAAUUCAGAGCAGUCAGGCCACUGACGCAAGAACUGGUACCGUAGCAGCCGGUUCCAAUGUAGGCCAGCAGCCACCAGACCGCCGAACAGCCCAUGAUUCUCAUGCAUCAACCACAACGGAGAAAGGUGGAGUUGUCCGCGAGAGUGGUCCACAUGAAAGUGAUCCUGCAAUUACGCCUCGGCACAGCGGUGCUGAUGAUUUAUAUGACGAUUUCUACGAGCUCAAAAAUGAAGUUGAAAAAUUAAAAGGGACAGUUGAGCAAAUCCUCGGUUACCCGAAGAACUCUGAAGCAUCACAAAAUUUAACCACUGCCGUGACAGGACCUUCUCAAAUGAUUCCUGGUGUGGCAGGGAAAACACCUGGAGACACUAGAGAUCUAGGUCGUCGCAUGGAACUUCUGGAAAAUAAACUCAACACUAUCGAGCACCAAAUUUUCGAUUUGGAGAAAGAAUUUGCAGAGUUGGUGGAUCGAUUUGAGGAUGAAGAUCGCCCGAAUGCCGGCUUGAAUGCAGACGUUACAGGAAUAGCUGACAUCUAUGCCAAAGUGACUGGAAUGAAAACUGAUUUGGAUACUACAAUGGAUCGAUGCAAUUUCCUUAUUGUUGAGAGAGACCAGAUUGUGGAGAAUAUUGAAAGCCUUUCAAAGAAGAUAGAGGAGUUCAAGAAUAUAAAGGUGGAUAAGGACGAAAUCGAUGAAUUACUUGCAGAGAAGGCUGACUAUAAUAUGCUUCAACGCAAGGUGUCCGUCGACCAGUUCGAUGCUACCAAGCGCCACUUAACUAACGGAUUAGUGGAAGCUCUAGACAAACUUACCGAGCAAAGUAAAAAUUGGCAGUCAGCGUUCGACGAAAUUCGUACCAUGACUGAGGAUAAAGUGGGUCGUGAUGAGCUGAAUCCACUGAAAGAUUACGUUGACUCCAAGAUCCAUGCCCUACAAGAACGACUGAAAGCACUGGCUGCUCUUCGACGUGACCCUGAAGCUGCAGGAACAAGGUCGAAAUAUCUUCGACAGGUCAACUGUAUAUCAUGUGAUCAGGAUGUUAUCAUGCGAAUAGAUGAGCCAAGUGGAGUUACAAGAAGUGAAGCAAUGCCGGCUCCAUCUUCAUUGAAGCCAUUCUUAGUUUAUGAACUGGAUUCAAUUAGGAAACAAAUGAAAGAUCCAAACACUCGAAACCUUCGUCACUUCGAAACCAUGACUAAGGAAAAGCCCCAACUUAUGGCAGACGGGCGUGCCAGGAAGCCGGCGAAUCGUUACUGCGGUGGAAGUCACACUAUCCUAACUCCACAAGAUAGAGUUCAACGGUGUAAAUUCAAUAAGAAACUGAUUCCUACCGAAUGUUUCAUCAAAACAAAUGAAGGCUGCUACUAUAAAGCUAUGAAAAAGGAGUGCAUAUGCUCGGACAAAAAAGAACAACAGGAGAAAAUCCAGGAUCUUAGAAGCACUACUUCAUCGAAGCCUGAAAUAAGGUCCGAAGGGGCUGCUAGUGACAGACAACCGAAAGCUGAAGUUAUAAAACAAAUCACUAGUAUAAGAUCAUCAAAGUCGGAGAUGCAAAAAGAGUCACCCACUGUAAGUGGGAGAGGGUCGUACCGAAGUGUAAAAUCUAGAGAAGGCAUUCAAGCAGUUAGAUCGCUACUAGGAGGAGAAGAAGCGGAGGCAGAAGUUUGCGAUUUGGUUACUAGUGAAAUUCCUGAUGAAGCGGCAGCAGAAGAACAAGCAGCCGAUGAGCAAAAUGCAGAAGCAGAAGUAGCAGAUGAAAUGCAGCCUGAAGGGGCACAACCUAGAGGAUCAGUAGCUGGUCAGUCACAAGCUAGAGGAUCAGUGGCUGGACAAUCACAACCUAGAGGUUCACUAGUUGGGCAGUCACUAGCUGGAGAGACACAGCCUAGAGGUUCACUAGUUGGGCAGUCACCAGCUGGAGAGACACAGCCUAGGGGAUCACUGGCAGGUCAAUCACAAGUGAGACUAUCACAUGCUGAAGAGGAACAAACUAGACGACUAUCACAAACUGGAGAAGCACACACUGGACAAUCGCAAGGUGCGGAAGCACAAAUUACAGAUUCACCUCCUGCAGAAGGACAUUUAGGAGAGAAGCAAGCUGAAGAAGAGGUAAAUAUUGCAACGAAGGUAGGGGAUGAAAUUACAGAACAACAGCAGAUGGAUGAAGUCCAAGUUGAACCACCAAAACGGGCAUCACAAGGAUCCUUUGCCACUUCGAAAACAUCUGCAAUGAGUACCCAAAAGCAACCUGAUGUAAUUCUUGAAGAAAUGCCAGAAAAAGAUGUGGAAAGUGAGAAAGAAGAGUAAAUUGUUAAUGCUAUUAAUGGUAAGUGGCGGGAAAAUAUAAGAAAGAUUUUGUCAUAGCUGAUAUGUGUAUUAAGUUUUGUAAAUUGACUAUGAAGUGGAUGUUGCU
Messenger RNA from Hermetia illucens (black soldier fly), 3331 nucleotides. RefSeq lists its product as uncharacterized. Bases 70 to 3225 code for a protein of 1051 amino acids. The transcript has 3 exons. The record is from RefSeq and is a predicted model, not a curated record. NCBI's taxonomy places the organism in Eukaryota, Metazoa, Arthropoda, Insecta, Diptera, Stratiomyidae.